This is a messenger RNA of Penicillium verrucosum, 1593 nucleotides long. Its product is annotated as CeGAL family transcription factor. The transcript has a single exon. The record is from RefSeq and is a predicted model, not a curated record. Bases 1 to 1593 code for a protein of 530 amino acids. Gene Ontology annotation, molecular function: zinc ion binding; DNA binding. NCBI's taxonomy places the organism in Eukaryota, Fungi, Ascomycota, Eurotiomycetes, Eurotiales, Aspergillaceae. Gene Ontology annotation, biological process: DNA-templated transcription.
AUGUCCAUUUCUCUCGGUGAUGAUCGACAGAGAACGUCGUCUGGGUCGAAGCUCAAUCCCGUUCCUUCGGUCUUAGUCUUUCGAUCCAUUCAACAUGUGAUGCAAGAUGUACAAAGCCUCCUUGAAGAGCCAACUAGCUUGCCACUUCUACAAGCAGCAUUUACCGCUCAACUUGCACUCGCUUCUCUUUUGCGCCUGAAUGCCGCCUCGCGGGUAGGGGGUGUUAUCACCCGCACUGCAUUCCACCUCGGGUUGCAUCGUUGCCCAAGACGCUUUUCUUGCUUUAGCAGUGAAGAGGCAGAUAUUCGGUGUCGAUUAUUUUGGUCAAUCUAUUCACUUGAAAGAUAUCUUUCUCAGGCUCUUGGGAUCCCGCUCUCCAUUCGAGACGACGACAUCGACGUGUGCUACCCUGAUGCCGAGAGACAUUCUUCAACAGUCAAAUCCCCCGACGAUCGCAGAUUGCGCUUGCUGUGUUAUCUUGCGAGAUUUGCACGGAUUCGAGGUUUGAUUGUUGAACUUCGUAAUAAGUCCAUUCUCCACAGUCACGCCAGCCAGGUUGAGGCGGCUCAUGUUACUGGAGAACUAGCGCAAUGGUGGAAUGAAGUUUAUGACGAUGUCAACCCCAUUGACGAGCCCUUAGAAGCUGGUCUAGAGCAAGAGCCGAUCUUGCAGCCAUACCACCGGCUACUCUUGAUGAUCCUGAGACACGAGGCUAUCAUCUCGCUUAAUCGACCUCUUUUAGCUUCUGAAAAGCCCAGUGCGGAUUACAAGAACGCUUUGCAGACUUGUAUUGGAUCUUCUCGAUCCAUACUUGCUGCAUUGAGAAAGCACAUGUCCUCUGAACCGAAAUCUCCGCUCUCCUGGCCAUGCUUUACCUGGUCAACUUGGAUGGCCUGCCUCAUUCUAAUGUAUGCCGCGUGGGAAGAGAAAUUUCCCGCGUCCACUGCUCUGAAAUAUGCGAGAAUGGGGAUUGCCAUUUUGGAAAGCCUAUCAUUACGCGGUAGCAGCUGGCCAGAGACCUGCAUCGAGGCGAUCAAAGGCAUGGAAUCUGCUUUUGAGACACAGACACCCAGUGGCAACCAAGCCAGGGCUAGUGCCACAUCUAACGGCGUCGGUAAAUCAACUCAACCCCAUACCCAAGCUACACCAUCGAUGGAUAAACGAGAAUCACGAAUACUGCCGGUUCAGGAUGGAAAUAAUGAGACUGGCGAUACAGGGCUCACACCAAUUCGACCUCAAGUUUCACCGCCGAAUGGAUACCAAGGUCGUCCAGUCUCUACCGGAAUCCACCCGUUCCAAUCAUCAAUUCGUUCUCCUGCCCAAGGCCUUGCCCCCGCAGAAAACUACCAGUCUGCCGUUUUUUCGUCAUCUGACAACAUCGGUAACUUCGCUGAAGCGCUAGACCCUGCUGAGAACUAUGUUAGUGGACAGUCUUCAGCUGGUCUCAUUUUCGGUAACAUGGCUGACGGAAACUCUGCUUUUAAUCCGAGUUUUGCUGGUCAAGACUCUUUGCCGUUUUCAACAUCUAUGCUCAUGAACGAUUUAUGGAGUGUGGCCGAUGGCCCAUGGCUGAUUCACAAUAACUUCUUGUGA